UGCGGGGGCCGCUCCCGGCAGGACCUCAGUCCCGGAGCGUGGGCUAUGCGCAGCUGACGGUCCCGGCGCGCGGGCUUUCCUCGGGCGCAGCGCGCAGGCAGUGCGCCCCAGCGAUGGAGUGUCCCGGGAGACGGCGAGCAUGACGGCGGCAGGAUGGGCGCGAACAAUGGCAAACAGUACGGCAGUGAGGGCAAAGGCAGCUCAAGCAUCUCAUCCGACGUGAGUUCAAGUACAGAUCACACGCCGACCCAAGCCCAGAAGAAUGUGGCUACCAGUGAAGACUCCGACCUGAGCAUGCGCACACUCAGCACGCCCAGCCCAGCCCUGAUAUGCCCACCGAACCUGCCCGGGUUUCAGAAUGGAAGGGGCUCGUCCACCUCCUCGUCCUCCAUCACCGGCGAGACGGUGGCCAUGGUCCACUCCCCGCCGCCGACCCGCCUCACCCACCCUCUCAUCCGGCUCGCCUCCAGACCGCAGAAGGAGCAGGCCAGCAUCGAGCGCCUCCCGGACCACUCGCUGGUCCACGUCUUCUCCUUCCUGCCCACCAACCAGCUGUGCCGCUGCGCCCGCGUGUGCCGCCGCUGGUACAACCUGGCCUGGGACCCGCGGCUCUGGAGGACUAUCCGCCUGACGGGCGAGACCAUCAACGUGGACCGCGCCCUCAAGGUGCUGACCCGCAGGCUCUGCCAGGACACACCCAACGUCUGCCUCAUGCUGGAGACCGUGACGGUCAGUGGCUGCCGGCGGCUCACGGACAGAGGGCUUUACACCAUUGCCCAGUGCUGCCCCGAACUGAGGCGACUGGAGGUCUCGGGCUGUUACAACAUCUCCAACGAGGCCGUCUUUGACGUGGUGUCCCUCUGCCCCAACCUGGAGCACCUGGAUGUGUCAGGAUGCUCCAAAGUGACCUGCAUCAGCUUGACCCGAGAGGCCUCCAUUAAACUGUCCCCCUUGCAUGGCAAACAGAUUUCCAUCCGCUACCUGGACAUGACGGACUGCUUCGUGCUGGAGGACGAGGGCCUGCACACCAUCGCGGCGCACUGCACGCAGCUGACCCACCUGUACCUGCGCCGCUGCGUCCGCCUCACCGACGAGGGCCUCCGCUACCUAAUGAUCUACUGCCCGUCCAUCAAGGAGCUGAGCGUCAGCGACUGCCGCUUUGUCAGCGACUUCGGCCUGCGGGAGAUCGCCAAGCUGGAGUCCCGCCUGCGGUACCUGAGCAUCGCGCACUGCGGCCGCGUCACCGACGUGGGCAUCCGCUACGUCGCCAAGUACUGCAGCAAGCUGCGCUACCUCAACGCGAGGGGCUGCGAGGGCAUCACGGACCACGGCGUGGAGUACCUCGCCAAGAACUGCACCAAGCUCAAGUCUCUGGACAUCGGCAAGUGCCCACUGGUCUCUGACACGGGCCUGGAGUGCCUGGCCCUGAACUGCUUCAACCUCAAGCGGCUCAGCCUCAAGUCCUGCGAGAGCAUCACGGGCCAGGGCCUGCAGAUCGUGGCGGCCAACUGCUUCGACCUCCAGCUGCUCAACGUCCAGGACUGCGAGGUGUCCGUGGAGGCUCUGCGGUUUGUGAAACGCCACUGCAAGCGCUGCGUCAUCGAGCACACCAACCCUGCCUUCUUCUGAAGGGACAACUUCCGUCCGGCGCUAUCUUGAGACAAACAGGAACGAGAUGAAAUGUUUUGUUUUUGUUUUUGUUUUUGUUUUUUUAUGCAGCAUAUGUAAGCACCGACACCCACUCAUAACAGUUCUUUCUUCCAGGAAGGUUCUUAGGCGUCUUUUUUUUUUUUUUUUUUUUCCUAAUUUCUCAUGGGUAACAGAGGUCAAGGAAAGGAAGGGCGGGGACAAAUUUCUAUUAUAGUAAAUGGGUUUUUUUUUUUGGUCAGGUCGUUCAUAGGCAGUUUCUGUUCUCACGAAAGAUGUGUCUCAGAAAGCCGAUGGCAGCGUCUUUAGAAACGCCCUGUUCUCUCUCUGUCUCACUUCUCCUGGCCAGGUCUUCGGGGUUCUACACCCCCAUCCCUCCUACUCCCCGCCCCCACCAGCAGCAACAAACCAUUAGAAAAAUAAUGCUCUCCAGACCUCCUCCUCUUCAAAGGCCUGGAUUGGCCAAAGCCACACUCUUCAAUCCAACCCCCUAGCAAAUUCUUGUUAAAUUAAUGUCACAGUACCUGGUCUACAUACACAGUACUUCCAAACCCUUUUAAAGACUCUCAAGCAGGAUGGUGGAAGAGGAGACCUGAAUUCCGCCCCCAGCCCUGCCACUUACUAGCUCAGUGACCUAGGGCAAAGCACUUGACCACUGUGGGCUCUAGCUUCCAGCGCUGAAUUAGAGGCUAUCCAGCUUGUAGAUUAGCUUCAUGCCCGUUUUAGAAUCGAAGGAACUGAGAUGUCGCUAAACAAGCACCUUGGCAUAGAGCACACGAGGCCUCUACCUCUGCCAACGGUAUACAUUCUGUGGACGCUUAAAGGAGGUUCGGAUGUGCCAACGCCAGUGUCCUGUAUGUCCUUCACUCCGAUCUGAGUAUCCGCCCCCGCAUCCCUAUUUGUUCCGACACUUGAGUCUCUUGGGCACCUUCUCCCACCCAGCUAGAUGGAUGGUUUCUGUGCACAAGUGCUUUCAGCAUCAGCCCACUUCACACCACCAUAAAAUUCCUAAUCACAAAAAAAAUAAGAAGAAGAAGAAGAAGAAUAAAUAAAAAUUCCUAAUCUCAGCAAAGCCUACACCCGCCCAGGCAAAUUGAUCUUUCUGAGUGUUUUCAAUAGGAGUUAAGACCCUCAGAAUUUUUAAUUAACAAGCGAGACCCAAGAGAACACAUGUCCUCCAAGAUUUUUCUAAUCCCAGUGCACACGUGGCCUGCAUCAGGCACAUCUGCCCUGCAGCUGACAGGAACAGACGCCGCGGCUCGUUGUCAUUCAGAUCACAUUUCUACUUUUCUCAUCUAUUUAUUUCUUUGUGCAUCCAGACUUCAUCACACGAAGCCUAUUGGGGUUAAGUCGUAAGCAUUUAAUUGUGCAGAUUGCCACCUUGUGUGCCUUCCCUUGUAGCUGUCUGCAUGUUCUCUGUCAGAGAGUGCACGGCAGACUUCCAGGUGUUUAAAUACUGUUUACUCGAAAAUGCCAGACGAAUGGAAGAAGGAACACAUUGAUAAGGCUUAGGUGCUGGUCCACCAACCAGGCCCUUGGAAUAGAACAUUAAAAUCAUUGCUGAAUGUGAUUUUUAAAUGGUCCUAUUUGGAUAGAGAUCCAUUUGCUAGCUCUAUUCCUGUGAAAUCAGGAUGCCAGAAGAAAUUCCAUUACUCGUUUUAUGAAAUUUAGUUGCCUUUGUUAAUAAACACGUGACCUUUCCCAAAUUAUUCUCUGGCCACACCCCACCAUCACUGUUCCAACAGUUCAUCCAUUUCUUUCUCAAAGGGUCUACCGUGCAAACCCAGAACCUCUGCAUCUCCGAGGCAAGCAUGUGGACUUUGUUUCAGCUCAAGCUUACACACCACUCGACAACUGCACUCCCAUGUAGGCUCCCUGCGUUUCUUUGUCUUAUGUUGGGAAGGAGGAGAUAGAGUGAGGUGGUGUCUGCCCAGGAGGCUUCUUUCAUGCACCAUAUGAAAUAUGGUCUUCUCGCCAAUCAACAUCAUCAGCAAUUUAGAUGUGCAAUCAAGGCCACAGGGGAAAAUGAAUUAUUUGGCUGGGGAUAGUAUCCAGUGAUAGUCGUAGGGUUUAGAAGCAUGAAAAGGAGUUGAAAGUAGCAUUCCCCUGCUCUGUGACUUGUGACCUUGUCUAAAGUUUCAAAAUUUGAGUCACAAAGGAUUUUUUCUAACCCUUGGCACUGGAGUGUUCCAAGUGAGCUGCCUUAAUACUUCUGGAAUGAAAAGGGAGAGCCCAAAUGGCUCCCUGCGAAGGUAUAUCCCAUUAUUACAGAUAUGUUCAUCACCACCACUUCGCCACGUCACCUAAACUAUCUUCCAAACAUGAGACAAAGACAAACUUUCACUGAUUGCCCAGCACAUUCUCUUUCCCAGUUUCUCCUUUCUUCCCAAUCUUCCCUUCCAUUCUGCUUCCCGUUGGGGUGUGAAUCUAUGACAGAGGUUACUGGGGAAACAGCUCAGCAGAUUUGGAGAGACCAAACAAAAGGCCUCCCUAGGAAAUUUAUCGGUUUUAAAACUUGCUUCCUUCCUGCCUCUGCUAAAUUGAAUGCUCAUUGUUUUUCUUUUUUUUUUUUUUUUACAUUCUAAUGUUCAAAUCACUGCGUGCUGUAAGACUCUAGAAAGCCUUAAUUUACUACCACCGAGAAAUAAAGCAAUAUGUUGGUAAUCGG
This is a messenger RNA of Pteropus alecto (black flying fox), 4315 nucleotides long. It is a transcript of the gene FBXL7, whose product is annotated as F-box and leucine rich repeat protein 7. The record is from RefSeq and is a predicted model, not a curated record. Gene Ontology annotation, cellular component: SCF ubiquitin ligase complex. The transcript is spliced from 4 exons. Gene Ontology annotation, molecular function: protein binding. Gene Ontology annotation, biological process: SCF-dependent proteasomal ubiquitin-dependent protein catabolic process. NCBI's taxonomy places the organism in Eukaryota, Metazoa, Chordata, Mammalia, Chiroptera, Pteropodidae. The coding region runs from base 154 to 1629 and encodes 491 amino acids.